This is a messenger RNA of Motacilla alba alba, 5713 nucleotides long. It is a transcript of the gene GHR, whose product is annotated as growth hormone receptor. The transcript is spliced from 11 exons. Gene Ontology annotation, biological process: positive regulation of peptidyl-tyrosine phosphorylation; cytokine-mediated signaling pathway; positive regulation of receptor signaling pathway via JAK-STAT. The record is from RefSeq and is a predicted model, not a curated record. Gene Ontology annotation, cellular component: cytosol; membrane; growth hormone receptor complex. The coding region runs from base 1960 to 3861 and encodes 633 amino acids. Gene Ontology annotation, molecular function: growth hormone receptor activity; cytokine binding; peptide hormone binding. Lineage: Eukaryota; Metazoa; Chordata; Aves; Passeriformes; Motacillidae.
CAAAAUUAAUACUCUGUCUACUCUCAUGGUUUGGUCUGUCUAGUAUCCUGAAAACUUCUAGAAUCUGUAUUUCUUACAACAGUCAAAUAUCAGUUAUCUGGAUUGCAGAUUAUUUAUGCAAGUUAUGGAAAGACUGUUAAGGUUUGGCACAAGCACAGUUCCACUGUUUCUCACACCACUUUACCUCUGGGAUCAGUGUUGCCAAUCUUCUGCAGCAAAACACACAGAAAAAACUCACCUGGCAGAUGCAACCUGGUUUCCAUCCGGCAAGCCCAUCCAGGUCAGGUGCCUCCUGAUCUCCUUAUGAAGACUAGUGCUGCUGGGGAAUACAAAUAGCCCCCACUCCACAGAUGUCUGUGCCCAGAAGCUCUUUGUGUUUGAUACAAACCCAUGUGAACACCUGGACCUGGCUGACCUCUAGCAUGGUGUUGAGCUCAGCAAUAGGCCAGAGGCUGGGAGAGCAGUGUUGAUCCCAAGGGACAGGGCUGGCCCCUAAAGAAAACAUUAUCUACCACAUGUUUUUUCCUGGGAAUAUGCAGUCUAUGCUCCUUUUUAUUGUACCCAAGUCUCUGCACUUUCUGGCUUCUAGGAGGAAGUGCUGCCUGAAUGCAGCACCAAGGCACAUGCUAGGCUUUACAUUUGCACCGUGCCGUGCUAUGCUAGAGGCAGAAAGCACAUCCAAAGCACCAAGGAUAGCAUAGACCAUGGUAGUUUCUUUGAGCAAGGCAGAUGAGGUCCAGACUUGUUGUUAAACUACAGCUAAAAAAGAGUAUUUGUUGCCUACUGGAGAUACUGGUGGUACUUUGAACCACAUUCUCUCUGAGCUAUACAUCCCUCAUGCAGUACACUCCUGCAGACCUUUCUCUUUGGUCUGUAAAUUAUAGAGGUUCUGGCCACAUAUUCUGAAUUUAUCUAAUUUACAUGCUAAGAAUCACCAUUCAAAAGUGAUUAGAUUCCUCCACAGACUGCUAUAGAGAAUUUAGACUCCUGAAUUUAGGUGUUGGGUAUCAAGCAAUCAAAGUAAUUGAAAGUAGAUGAUGUAUGCAUUUAGCAGAAUGGGGUUCAAAUCACACUAUUACCUCAUAUUCUAUUGUCCAGAAAAAUCACUUCAGAAAUACUUAUCUAAAAUUUACUAGGAAAAAAAUGCAGUGUGAAAAGGAAAUUUCAGCUCACUGUUCUCCUCACUGGAGAUGUUCUUCAGUUCAAAGUAAAUGAAAGUAGAAAUACUUUAUACUGAAGUACUCAGUGUGGGUAGGGACUUGUUUGAAAGAAGAGUGCCCUCUUGGCACCUGUUAGGAAAGAGGGAAAGUGAACAACUAACAUCAUUUACAUGCAAGAUGUGCAAUAACUUAGAAUACUUCUAUUAGAGAAAAAAUAUUAUGAAGUUGAACUGAUUGAAGGACUGCAAGCCAUGUCUGGAAACCUCCAGAAAUGAAAUCUUUGACAAAUAUUCCUAUAGACAAAUGCUGCUCUGACAGUGGCUGCAGCCAGAAAUAGGAAGGUGAAAGAUCUUGAGACAAGUAAAAAUCAUGGCCAAUACUGUCCAUUUUUGAAGGGUAAAUUUAUAUUUCAUGCAUGAGCGAAGCACUGAAGUAGUCUCCCAGAAGGCCCAAAAGAGCUCACAGGCUGAAAACCAACAGCAGCUGGGAAAGUUCUCUGGCAAUGAUGACAGAUGUGGGUAGGGAGGCAGCAGGAGUGGUGGUAGAGUUGAAGAGUGGCAGCACAAAUAACAAAAGCUCCCUUUUACCCGGCAAUGCAUGCCCUGGAGUUCCACAUACUGCAGAGACUGACUAUUUUAGCUACUUCUUAGCUUGGAUUAGGAUGUUAGUCUAUCUUUGGACUGCUGCAAUGGACAUGUGAGAAGGUGCUGGGAUGGCUGGAGAAGGUUGUGAUCUGCAGUCGAGCUGAGGGAGACGUGAAGCGUUGUCCAUCCCCUGCUGACAUUUGAGAGGUAGGAGUAUGGAUCUUCGGCAUCUGCUGUUUACUUUGGCACUGAUCUGUGCAAAUGACUCACUUUUUGCAAGUGAUGCCAGGGAAGAAGAUGCACCUGGGAAAGGACAGAGAGCCCCAUCAUGGAAAGCAGCUGCUGUCAAAGACCUCUUGCAGUGGCCACAAAUCAGCAAAUGCAGAUCACCUGAAAUGGAGACAUUUUCGUGUUUUUGGACCGCUGGAAAUUUUUAUAACCUCACUGUUCCAAGAAUACUACAGCUGUUGUACAAGAAGAGUAAUGAGGAAGACUGGAAAGAAUGCCCUGAUUAUAUCACUUCAGGACAAAAUAGCUGUUACUUCAAUGCAUCUUACACCUCUGUGUGGACACCAUAUUGUGUUCAGCUUGCCAGUAAAAAUGAAGUAUAUGAUAAAAAAUGUUUCAGUGUUGAUGAAAUAGUACUACCUGAUCCCCCUGUCCACCUUAACUGGACUCUGCUAAAUACUAGUCAGACUGGGAUCCAUGGGGAUAUCCAGGUAAGAUGGGAUCCACCACCAACAGCAGAUGUUCGGAAGGGAUGGAUUACUCUGGAAUAUGAAUUGCAGUACAAAGAAGUUAAUGAGACAAAAUGGAAGGAGUUAAAACCCAGGCUCUCAACAAUGGUUCCACUGUACUCUCUGAAGACAGCAAGAGAUUAUGAGAUACGAAUCCGAUCAAGACAACGAACUUCUGAAAAAUUCGGGGAGUUCAGUGAAAUCCUCUAUGUAUCAUUUUCUCAAAUAGGCAUUGGAUGUGAUCAUUGUACAGAAGAAGUUGAGUUUCCAUGGUUCUUAGUUGUUGUCUUCGGAGUGUGUGGGCUGGCUGUGACAGUGAUCUCCAUCAUGCUGUCUAAACAACCAAGGUUAAAAAUGCUUAUUUUUCCUCCUGUGCCAGUUCCAAAGAUUAAAGGGAUUGAUCCAGAUCUUUUGAAGAAAGGAAAGCUAGAAGAAGUGAAUUCCAUCUUAGCCUGCCAUGACAACUACAAGACACAGCUAUACAGUGAUGACUUGUGGGUUGAGUUUAUUGAGUUGGACAUAGAAGACCCUGAUGAAAAGAACAGAGCCUCAGACACUGAUAGGCUCCUGAGUGAAGAUCAUCUGAAAUCUCACAGUUCCUUGGGAGCAAAGGAUGAUGACUCUGGCCGGGCCAGUUGUUGUGAACCAGAUAUUCCAGAGACAGACUUCAGCGCAAGCGACACAUGUGAUGCCACCUCUGAUAGUGAUCAGUUCAAAAAGGCUACUGAAAAAGAAGAAGAUCUCUUGUGCCUUGACAGACAAGAUAAUGAUGAGUCACUUCCAAGCCUUGCCAACACAGACCUGCAACGCCAGCAUAGGAAUUCUCAGUCUGAAAACAGCCACCAGUGGGCACCCUUUGGAGACAGUGUUGAGUCACCCCGUCCAUCAGCCCAUACCCAGAUAAGCAACCAGAAUUCACUGGCAAGUACUGACUUUUAUGCUCAAGUGAGUGAUAUUACCCCAGCAGGCAGGGUUGUACUUUCACCAGGGCAGAAAUCCAAGCUGGGGAGAGCACAGCGUGAAGUCUGCACAGAACAAAGCUUCACCAUGGACAACACCUAUUUCUGUGAGGCAGAUGUGAAAAAAUGCAUUGCUGUGACUUCCCACGAAGAGAAUGAGCCACAUGUUCAGGAACAAGGCUAUAAUGAAGAUGGUUACUUCACCACAGAGAGCCUUACCACUACUGUUGCCAGUCUUGGAGCUUCAACAGCAGCACCCCCAAGUUCAGAGAUGCCUGUCGCAGACUAUACGUCGAUCCACAUCGUUCAGUCUCCACAAGGCCUUGUGCUCAACGCCACUGCGCUGACGGUGCCCGACAAGGAGUUCAAUGUGUCUUGUGGCUAUGUGAGCACAGACCAGCUGAAUAAAAUCAUGCCAUAGCUCUUUUUUUCACUAGGUAUGUGUAGUGUUUCACAGCAGAGAGUCAGUUUUGGGCUUGUAUGCUGAAACCAAAAUGAAGUCUAAAAGUUUUUCGUGGUUCCUAUAAUUUUAUCUGAAAUGUUGCAGCGUAAAAUAUACAUCCAAAUAUUCCUAUUGUGUUCUGUAAAUAUUAUCUAUGAAUUUGUCUUGAGGUUGUUUUGUCUUGUUCUUGUGGGUGUUGAUUUUUGUGAAAUUAAACAUUGAAAUUACUGUUUAAUGUACAGUAAAUUGUGCAUUUUGAUAAAGCUAAAAAUCAGGUGGUUUAAAGUGUAAGAAUUUAGAAAAACUGCUGUUGGCAGAGAUCUUUAUAUCAAUAGUUGGGAACUGAUCAUACAGGUGAGAACACAAAAGUAGCUUGACUAAAUAACACAUCUAUUUUGAUUUAUAUAAAUUAGUAAAAUAUAUUUUAAUACUCUGGUCAUAAAACCAUAAAUAUUUUCUACUACACCAAAUAUUGUAGUUCAAUUAUGGUGACCCAUUUAAGUAAUGUAAUUGCUGCAGUCCUAAAAAGGAGUUUUCUGUUUUUAAGAAUUUUGUUCACAGCUAAAAGAAAAAAUAGGUUUUUACAGAGCCAUUUUAUACCUCCAAAGAAACCUAUAUAAAGAUUUUGGAAUAUUGUAGGAACUUAAAAGUAACUGAUUGUAUUACUUUCUUAUGGUAAGUAUUAUAGAAAUAUACAUGCAAUUUAAAGUUCUUUGUAAAAUUUUAAAAUAUACAGCAUACAGCAAAUUAUUCUGUUCCUCAUCAGAUUCUAGCUAAUGGUAAUAAUAAUACACUUUUUAUAAACAAAAUCUUGUUGACCACAGUAUUAAACACUGUGCAACUAAAUUUUCACUGAAUAUUUUUGAAAAGAUGUGAAUAAGCUCUGAUAACUUAGCAGCAUAAUAUCUUCAUAUUUGACCAACUUUUGAAGCCCUUCCAGAGCCAAAGGUAUCAUUAUUACAUUUAUUAGUCUGUGCCACAUAAAGUCUUUAUUUAAAAAAAAUAAAUUAAGGACUUCAGAAGUUAGCCAGCAGUUAAUUUUUAAAUAUAUAACAGGAUUAAAAUACUACAGUGGAACAAGGGGAUCAAGUGCAGUAUUGUUCAAACGUGGUUUUUGUUUUUGCAGCCUAACAGCAUCUCCUCUGACCGUGUUAGGCAGACUUUCAGAAGGAAAGGAGAGAACUGAAACUCAGUGGGGAAGCUCUCUUUGUUCUUGCAUGUGUCAAGAACCUGACAGAGCUUUGCAAUUAACUCUUAUUGUUUCAGGAGUUAUCUUCCUAGGCCAUGGUUUCAUCACAGCAAGGUUCUUCAUAGAAGGCAAAUAGGAACAUUCAUUUCUUUACUCUGAUUUGAACAGAAGUGUAUGAUGUGCAACAAAUUCAGGUCUUGCUUAUGAUGUCUCCAACUGAACUCACUGAUGCUCUUUUUGUGACCAAGUGCUACACAACUGGGCCCAACUACUGGGUGGGAUUUUUAAGUUUAGCACGUACUUUAUGGUAAAUGUGCAUUAGAUAUUCUGCUAAUUUGCUGCUAUAAUUUUCUAACAGCUGCAUUAUUUAGUUUCAUAUAAAGUUUCAUAGAUGAUAGACACUAAUGCAAGUAAUGCCUAUGUGUGUGUUUGAAAGAAGUUUCUUACUCUGUUUCUAUUGCCAAAAAUAGUUAAAUACCUCAGUCAAACUCAGAAUGUCAUUUUGGUACUUUACUGGUCACACAAGCCAUGAUAUGCCGGUCAGAAGAUGUGUCUUUCAGUUUCUAUUUAACUUUCUCUAUGUUAGUGUUUUGUUUGUUUUUCUCAAAGUUUAAUAAAUGUAUUGUCUUUGAUCUGUCUGGA